CCAAAAUAUUUCUGCUAUUCACUUCCCUAGCGUCAUUCUCUUCUCUUCGGUUACAACUCAGAACCACCUUGUGAACUCCGUUUAUUUUUGUUCUCUAAUGCCCACUUCACAACAUGAAUCUCAAUACCAACCUUUUUAACAAAAAUAACUCAAUCUUACUUCAAACCAAAUUUUCAUUUCACCUCAUUUUUUAGUCUCUAAUGGCUUCUUCUUCAGCUUUAUUAUUAACACCCCCAUUUCACUUCACAAAACCCCAUAAAAAAAUCCCACUUUUCAAACACCAUUCUCUUAAACCAAAACCCUCCUUAACCCUUCACCAUGGUUCUUCUCUUUUAACGCAUUCUUUAACAAAAAUAGCUCCUACCCAAUUCAAAGCUUCUUCUACUGAAUACUUAGAUGCUAUUGAUGAACCUGAAAGGUUGAUUUUUUAUGAGGAAAAACCGGUGAAAUUUGCUUUAUGGGUUAUUUUUUGGGCUUCUAUGUCUUUGGCUUGGUUUGCUUAUUCAAAGGAUGCUAAUGCUGCUGCUGGUACUGGUGCUGUUGAUUCUAUUAAAGCUUCUGGAUUUGGAUUGAAGAUUGCGAAUUCGUUGAGGAAAUUGGGUUGGCCUGAUUGGGUUGUUGUGUUUACUCUUGCUACUCUUCCUGUUCUUGAGCUUCGUGGGGCUAUACCUGUUGGUUAUUGGUUGCAACUUGACCCUGCGAGUUUGACUGUGUUGUCCAUUCUUGGGAACAUGGUACCUGUGCCGUUCAUCAUACUCUACCUGAAACGAUUUGCAUCUUUCCUCGCUUCCAAGAGCCCUUCGGCAUCACGAUUCCUCGACAUUUUGUUCAAGAAUGCCAAAGCAAAGGCUGGACCAGUGGAGGAGUUUCAGUGGCUUGGUCUGAUGCUCUUUGUCGCUGUCCCGUUUCCCGGCACAGGAGCAUGGUCUGGAGCCAUUAUAGCAUCAAUCCUUGAUAUGCCGUUUUGGCCAGCAGUGUCUGCGAAUUUCUUCGGCGUUGUAUUUGCCGGGAUGCUCGUAAAUUUGCUAGUGAAUCUUGGUCUGAAGUAUGCCAUCAUUACUGGUAUCAUCCUUUUCUUUGUUUCCACAUUCAUGUGGACCAUCCUUAGAAAUCUUAAAAAAGGUUUUAGCUCAUCAAAUUGACUUUUAAAAUGUCGUAGACUCUUAGUUUUCUUUAUCAAUACAAAGACAAUUGUUAAAAGUUUUGUUCUUUAUUCUAUUCAUUGGUUUUUAUGAGUUUAAA
This is a messenger RNA of Medicago truncatula (barrel medic), 1242 nucleotides long. RefSeq lists its product as uncharacterized. Bases 201 to 1142 code for a protein of 313 amino acids. The transcript has 2 exons. Gene Ontology annotation, cellular component: chloroplast. The record is from RefSeq and is a predicted model, not a curated record. Lineage: Eukaryota; Viridiplantae; Streptophyta; Magnoliopsida; Fabales; Fabaceae.